UCAUUAUUUCCCGGAAAUGACGUAAGGUCUUGAUAGUCCCUUCCAGAAAAAAUGGCAGCUGUUGACAUCGACGUGCCGGUGGAAAUAGAGACCCAAAUCGGCCAUCAGGGGGACCUGGAAAGUCAGGCUGAAGGCUUCAAAGAGCAAGGAAAUGUAUUCUACAGCAAGAAAGAUUACUCCGAGGCUUUCAACUAUUAUACUAAGGCCAUUGAUGCAUGCCCAAAAAAUGCCAGUUAUUAUGGCAACAGGGCAGCCACCCUCAUGAUGCUCUGUCGCUUUCGAGAGGCCCUAGAAGAUUCCCAGCAGGCUGUGCGGCUGGAUGACUGUUUUAUGAAGGGGCAUCUACGUGAGGGCAAGUGCCACCUGUCUUUAGGAAAUGCCAUGGCAGCUAGUCGCUGCUUCCAGAAAGUUCUGGAGCUAGAACCCAGCAACAGAGAAGCCCAACAGGAGAAUAAGAACACAACAACUCUACUGGAGUUGGAGCAAAUGGCAGAUGCUGGCUUUGAAAAGCGGGAUUUCAGAAAGGUGGUGUACUGCAUGGACCGUGCCUUAGCUCUGGCUUCUGCCUGCCACCGCUUCAAAAUACUCAAGGCUGAGUGUCUGGCUCUGCUGGGCCGCUAUCCAGAAGCUCAGUCUGUGGCAAGUGAUAUCCUGCGAAUGGAUUCCACAAAUGCAGAUGCACUCUAUGUGCGAGGCUUGUGUCUUUACUUUGAGGACUGCAUCGAUAAAGCUGUGCAAUUCUUUAUCCAGGCUCUGCGCAUGGCACCUGACCAUGAAAAGGCCCGUCUAGCCUGCAGGAAUGCCAAAGCCUUAAAAGCCAAGAAGGAGGAGGGCAAUGAGGCAUUCAAGAACAGCAACUAUGAAGCGGCCUACCAGCUGUAUACAGAGGCAUUGAUGAUAGAUCCCAAUAACAUCAAGACCAACGCUAAACUCUACUGCAACAGGGCCACAGCGGGAGCAAAGCUGAAGAAACUUAAACAAGCCAUUGAAGACUGCACAAAUGCAAUCAAACUAGAUGAUACGUACAUCAAAGCCUACUUACGAAGAGCCCAGUGUUACAUGGACACAGAGCAGUAUGAGGAGGCUGUACGAGAUUAUGAAAAAGUCUACCAGACAGAAAAAACAUCAGAUCACAAGCAUCGGCUGAAGACAGCACAGCUGGAGUUGAAGAAGAGCAAGAGGAAAGAUUAUUAUAAGGUGCUUGGGGUCGGCAAGAACGCCACGGAGGAUGAGAUAAAGAAAGCCUAUCGCAAACGAGCCCUUAUGCACCACCCAGACCGCCACAGUGCAGCGACUCCAGAGGUGCAAAAGGAGGAGGAAAAGAAAUUCAAGGAAGUGGGUGAGGCAUUCACUGUGCUCUCUGACCCAAAGAAGAAGGUCCGAUACGACAAUGGACAUGACCUGGAAGAUGACCACGGCUUUGAUGGCGGAGAUUUUGAUGCAAACAACAUCUUCAGGGCUUUCUUUGGUGGCCAUGGUGGGGGAUUUACUUUCGAUUCCAGUCCUGACUCGCAGCCCGGAAACUUCUUUUUUCAGUUUGGCUAAAGUGAAGAGGCAUGUAGAAAGUAGAGGCAAAAUAGAGCCCUGCACUGGACAAAAUCAAGUUGGACCAACGGUCAUCUCCUGAUGCUUACACUCCUAAGUGUUGUGCAGAAUCUCCCAAUAAUUCUUUAUACAGAGAUGUUUUUAUUAUUGCAUCACUCCUGAUGCUACGUUCAUGCUAACACACAUUGGGAAGGAUUGUUCAGAGGUUUUAGUUAUGAAUUAACAUUGUAAAUAAAUAAGUACACAAGGCAUUUUUGAGUAGGCUUUGAUCAACUGAAGAAAACAUAUCACUAUUGCCAAAAUCAAAGUACUAAAUGAAAUAUUGUAAAACUGCUUGACCUUCAUAGAGGUGAUCAGUGUACUGUAAGAGAUACAUUGGAAAUGUAUGGUUAAUUAUUUGGAGUCUUCAUUACAUGGUGUACAUUUUUAAGGUUCUCCUGGGACAGUAUGUCUCGACAGAUAAAGAGCAUGUGUACUGUGAAAGUUCUUUGUCAAAACUGACCUCAGGACAGCCU
Messenger RNA from Monopterus albus (swamp eel), 2060 nucleotides. RefSeq names its product dnaJ homolog subfamily C member 7-like. The record is from RefSeq and is a predicted model, not a curated record. NCBI's taxonomy places the organism in Eukaryota, Metazoa, Chordata, Actinopteri, Synbranchiformes, Synbranchidae. The transcript is spliced from 14 exons. Bases 52 to 1545 code for a protein of 497 amino acids. Gene Ontology annotation, molecular function: protein binding.